ACGUACAGACCUUCUAUAUACUUCACGCCAACAGCUUUAUGUCCGUUCUCCGCUUGUAGACUCUAGUUAUGGAACAGCGUUUUCUUCAUUUAACCGUGCUGUCCUGCACUUUUCUCUCUAUUCUCUUCCAAUCAACCCCUACCUCGCCGAUCAGGCUGAAAACGUCGCAGCCCAAGGACAAUGGCCUUCGUGUCAACGGCGGCGGAUCGUUCAAGGUUGCGCUGUUCGCCGACCUGCAUUUCGGGGAGGACGCCUGGACUGAUUGGGGCCCGCAACAGGACGUGAACUCCAUCAAGGUCAUGUCCACUGUACUCGACCAUGAAACACCAGAUUUUGUAAUAUAUCUUGGAGAUGUCAUUACUGCCAACAAUAUGCCAAUUGAAAAUGCGACUUUGUAUUGGGAUCAAGCAAUCUCUCCUACAGAGGCCAGGGGUAUACCGUGGGCCAGUGUUUUUGGAAAUCACGAUGAUGCAUUAUUUGAGUGGCCAAUGGAGUGGUUUUCAGCCCCUGGAAUUCCUCCACGUCAUUGCCCUGCAACCAAUUCAUCGUAUUCAGAAGAAUACUGUAGCUUCAGAGGUACACAACGCAUAGAGCUGAUGAAAAAUGAGAUUGAGCAUGAUAGCUUAUCAUUUUCAAAAAAUGGACCUAAAAAUCUAUGGCCAAGUGUAUCCAACUAUGUCCUCCAAGUUGCAUCCUCCAGCGAUCCAGAAUCAACAAUUCUGAUCAUGUACUUCCUAGAUUCUGGUGGCGGUUCCUAUCCAGAAGUUAUAUCAAGUGCUCAAGCAGAAUGGUUCCAGCACAAAUAUCAAGAAAUUAACCCUGAUUCAAGUGUUCCUGAGAUUAUCUUUUGGCAUAUACCAAGUACAGCAUAUAAGAAAGUGGCUCCUUGGUUUGCUAUACACAAACCUUGUGUAGGCUCUAUCAACAAGGAAAAAGUUGCUGCUCAAGAAGCUGAAUUUGGUAUUAUGCACAUUCUUGUUAAAAGGCCUUCUGUCAAGGCAAUAUUUGUGGGACACAACCAUGGAUUGGACUGGUGUUGCCCCUACGAGAAACUAUGGCUAUGCUUUGCGAGGCAUACUGGUUAUGGUGGUUAUGGAAAUUGGCCCAGAGGAGCUAGGAUUCUGGAGAUCACUGAGCAGCCCUUUUCUAUUAAGUCUUGGAUAAGAAUGGAAGAUGGUGGUAAGCACAGUGAAGUUCUCUUGAGCUCUUAACAUCUUAUUUCUGUACUCCAAAUGUAAAGGACACGGCUCACUCACUUAAAAUGCAAAAAAAGAAGACUAUACAUAUAAAUUUAUGUCUUGUUAAAAAAAAAUAUAAAAUUACUUUUUUGUGAUUCUUCGUGGGCUUCUGUUGUAAAGUUAAUAAAACAAGGCCAUAUUUUAACUGACCAUUCUAAUCAGUUAAUAAUAUUGUUUGCUGUUUGGUCA
Hevea brasiliensis (rubber tree) is the source of this 1427-nucleotide messenger RNA. RefSeq names its product probable inactive purple acid phosphatase 16. NCBI's taxonomy places the organism in Eukaryota, Viridiplantae, Streptophyta, Magnoliopsida, Malpighiales, Euphorbiaceae. Gene Ontology annotation, molecular function: hydrolase activity, acting on ester bonds. The record is from RefSeq and is a predicted model, not a curated record. The transcript is spliced from 5 exons. Bases 69 to 1211 code for a protein of 380 amino acids. Gene Ontology annotation, cellular component: cytoplasm.